Molecule: messenger RNA, 1671 nt
Organism: Salarias fasciatus (jewelled blenny)
Lineage: Eukaryota; Metazoa; Chordata; Actinopteri; Blenniiformes; Blenniidae
Product: Schwann cell myelin protein-like
Exons: 8
Coding region: 67-1281 (404 amino acids)
Source: RefSeq, a predicted model, not a curated record
UCUGAAUUGACGUAUUAAACUACAUUAUUGUGGCGACAAAACACAAGAGAGCUGUGAGCGCGUUUGAUGCCGGUGCUGAGCUUCAUGUGGGCUCUGUGUGUGAACAUGAUGACAGUCAACUUGUUUCUGAGUCUCUUCUUCCUCUCAGGUGCUGCGGAUGCUUGUGAUUAUCAUUCAGAGCUGGAUGUUAAAACACCACAGAAGAUGGAGGCUCUGAGUGGAUCUUGUUUAAAAAUCCCAUGUAGCUUUGACAAUCCAGAGAAGUUUGACGGCACAAGAGAAACUUCUGCAAUGUGGAUCAGAGAUCUUCCUUAUGGGCAUACUAAAGCUGAGGUUUAUGUGGUUUAUGACAGUAGAUAUCCAGACAACAAAUAUGUAAUGAAUGUUACAGGAAACCUGCAUGAGAAAAACUGCACCACUGAGUUUUUUAAUCUAACCACAGAUUACACACACACAUACUACUUCAGGGUCAUCAACCUGCCUUUUCAAUCAUCAGCUGCUUGUGAUCCUCUUGAGAUCACAGUUAAAGAUUCUCCUCCGAGGCCCACAUUAAAUGUCUCAGGUGAUCAGAAUGACCUGAAGGAGAAGGAGUCUGUCACUAUAACCUGCUCAGCUCCCACUCCCUGUCCACACCUCCCUCCUCGACUCACCUGGAGCCUCCAACAAGACGCUCACAGCCAAACAGAGGAAAACACUGAUGGAACUUUAACCACUAAGAUCCAGCAGAACAUCACUCUGUCAGACCAACAUGAUGGAUUCAAGAUCAACUGCUCUGCUGUGUAUCCUGUUGAUGGAGGAGAACUUCUGAAAACAGCUGUGGCAGAGUUCUCUCUCAAUGUUUCUUAUGCUCCUAAAGACACGUCAGCCUCCAUCAGUCCAUCAGGUUUGGUGUCUGCAGGGAGCUGGGUGAAGCUGAGCUGCUCCAGCAGAGCCAGACCUGCUGUCAGCUACACCUGGUUCAAGAUCAGUGAUCAUGGAGCAGUCAGAGUGUCUGAAGGAGACUUUUACAGCUUUAAUGUGACGGAAGGAGGAGCUUAUUACUGCGUGGCUGCAAAUCAUCUGGGAAAUCAGGCUUCAGAACAGAUUCUUAUGACUGUUGCAGAUGGUCAGAGGUUUGGACUCGGCGUCCUCAUUACACUGAAGAUUGUGGGAAUCGUAGCUCUCUGCAGUUCAAUCAUCAUCUUUGAGUGCUGGUUCAGAAGGAGAUUUCACCAGAAACCAGUGAAGGACUCACAAGAAGCAGACUAUGUCAACACAGUGAAGGAGAGUCGAGCCUCUUGAGCCACAAGGAGAACGAGAUGUUAAAUCCAUUAUCAGUGAUGUGGUUUAUUCUUUCUUAUAAUGUCUAAAGACAUGUUUGUCAUUCAUGUAGUGAAAUCUGUUGUUUGGGGGAUCACAGCGUUUUUCAGUGUUGUAGAGAUGAACUGGUUCUGAUCAGUAGAGGAUAUACAGACACAUAAUUCAUAGCUUGAUAUUUUAUUUGUGCAUUUGAAUUACUUUAAUCUGCAUUUCUUUGUUGAAGUGGGUUUUUUCCAUUUUGUGGUAAUUUCAUGGGCAACACAUUGUCUCGAUUUUUUUUUUUUUUUUUUUUGCUAUUGUAUGAAUGCUUGAAAAAAGUUUUUUAUAGUAAAGCUGUAUUAAUGGAAUUCAUUCAGUGAUUAAAAAAAACAA